UCGCCUUCCGCAGCCUCUUACGCUUUUACGCUCUCACGCUCUCACGAUGAAAUCUUAUUGACUCUUCUCGGACUCAUCCGUCACAUGAGCACGACGUCUGUUGGACUACCCAUUUUAGUACUUAAGUGGUAUCAGUGAAUCUAUUGUGCCGAAAUGAGGGAUAAUCCCCGCCUCAUAUAGAUUUCACAUUCGACAUAAUUCCAACGUAGUAUUAACCUCAGCCUACCUAAGUUUCACACUCCAACCUAUCUCAAAGCAAAUGGCCCCGUCUAUUGUUCAUCUGCCAGACGGCCAGAGUUUCACGGUUCAGCCUGUAUUCUCUGGCUUAUUCUUCAAGUCUAACGAGCUCAAUCACCACCACGGGCCAUUCCCUGUUGGUUGGACUGUCGUUAUACAUAGUGAAGAUCAUCCUGAAGAUCACCUCCAGGAUCUCACCCUUAAAGAUGCCGCGAAUGAGCCCCGCUCUAGGCGCAGCCAUAUUCACAAGUACAACAAGCCGACCUUGCAAAAUGACACUAUUUUCAUCUCAUCCAUCUCGAAUCCCCCGAGUAGCGAAUAUAAGCCUCCUGCCAGCCAGUCCCGACAGAUAGCCAUGUUUUUAUGGGUGACGCUGUACUGGUAUUUCCAGCAGCCCGAACCAUCACCAUAUGUUUUAACAGAACAGUCCAAGUAUGCCCCCCCGGAAGCAAGACCUAGGGGCGAGUGGCGCAUCAGAAUUAAACGGGAGGGUGUCCUACGCACGCGGAACAUGAUACCGAAACUGGAGAGGAUGGGCCUGAUAUCAAGCCUGGACUCUGCUGUCGGAGAGAGUUCUAGUGAGAAUAACCAUGGAUGGGACAAAAUGUUUAUUACUCGACGAGCAUUCUGGCAAAUCCACAGCGGCCUAUUUCUUUUUACCCUGCAGCCCUUGAAGCACAGCUCGUCGUAUCCUGGAUCGCCUAGUAGCAGCCGGCCUACUUCCCCAGUUAGAAGCGACGCAGGCCAGCUGGCAACAUUGUCCAACCAGCUAGCUACGGAGGCGCCAUCUUCCCCCAUCGGGCCAUAUCACUCAUCCUCUCACCUCCCAACCUUCUAUCCUCCUGCACCAUUGCAGUACAUAAUAACGAACAACGUCCGGCAUCCGCUGCGACAGAAGCCACCGCACAUGGGAGAGAUCUUUUAUACUCGCUUCGUACCUAGCGUGGGGAAGUACCUAUCAUUUCGCGUAGCAUCCCUCUCGCCAAAACCCAUCCCCUGCCUUGGACCUAUGGGACCUGCCGAGCGGGAGAAUACGCACCUAGAUACCUUAUCCGACACCUCACUCCUUCAGAUGUGGCUUUCUAGCCCCAGAGUCCAGGCCUUCUGGGGCGGAUACCAACCUAACUUUCUCUCGAACGCUCUUCAGUCGCGCCAUUCAUUCCCGGCCAUCGGGAUGUGGGACGGCGUGCCCUUCGGAUAUUUCGAAAUCUACUGGGUUAAGGAGGACAAUCUAGGACGUUACAUGGGCAACGACGCGCAGGACUUCGAUAGAGGCAUCCACGUGUUGAUUGGCGAGGAGUGGGCGAGAGGAAGAGUCCAGCACUGGCUCUCGAGCAUCGUUCACUGGUGCUUACAGGCAGACUACCGUACGAUGAAUAUCUGCCUCGAGCCAAGGGUUGAUAAUACGAAAUUCAUUCAGCACCUCCAGAACGGAGGCUUCGCGAAAGAAAGGGAAAUAUCUUUCCCUCAUAAACGAGCAUGGCUCUGCCGACUUAGGAGAGACGCGUGGGAUGGGCCGUCCAUGUGAGGAUAUUUGCGGAAGGAUGAUUAAUGAUACCAAUUUCAUUACGAUUGCAUUC
Messenger RNA from Daldinia decipiens, 1817 nucleotides. RefSeq names its product acyl-CoA N-acyltransferase. NCBI's taxonomy places the organism in Eukaryota, Fungi, Ascomycota, Sordariomycetes, Xylariales, Hypoxylaceae. The transcript is spliced from 2 exons. Gene Ontology annotation, biological process: siderophore biosynthetic process. The record is from RefSeq and is a predicted model, not a curated record. Bases 260 to 1765 code for a protein of 501 amino acids.